This is a messenger RNA of Rotaria sordida, 1098 nucleotides long. Lineage: Eukaryota; Metazoa; Rotifera; Eurotatoria; Philodinida; Philodinidae. The record is from the annotation of a GenBank genome assembly.
AUGACUGAACGUUGUACUACUUUUAAUCCACAUCGAUUCAAACCAAAUAUAUGUUGUGACUGUUUUGAAGAUGAACAACAUCAUCCAACUAGAGUAACUUCAAAUGAACAUCCAUCAUCUGCUGUUCAAGUCCCUGUUUAUCAUGAAACAACAGAUAAUAAAGAUCAAUCCAAACCAAAUGAUGAAGCCCCAAAUCCUCAGUCAACGUCAACACAAACCAUACUUGCCCGGAACAAAUAUAACGUCUCAUGUCAUAAUACAGAAGGUAUUCAUUUCGAGCAAUUUUUGAAUUCAUCCAGUCACAAAGAACAUCAUAAUUCAAAUACAAGUCUGUCACAAGUAGAUACCAGUGAAAAUAUUGUACCCAAUCGUACAAAUGAACAGGAUAUAGUACCUCCGAGCGCAAUACUAUCUACAAAGAUACUUCCACAAUGUAUAUAUGGUUUGUCAUGUUAUAGAACAAAUCCUAAUCAUUUUGAGCGUUUUUCACAUCCACGUGGUCAUCAGAGAGAAGAAAAAUCCUCUGGGAUCAGUAUCGUUGACAACCCUUUCUUUAACAAUGACAGUUCUUCUCCAAUGAAAUCUACGUCUAGUCCUGAUAGUAAACGCGUACGAAGACUUGAAAAAAAACUUGAUAAAUAUAAAGAAUCCGAACUUUAUUUCAUCAAGCUGAUAGAAAAUAAAAUGGAAAGCUUGACUGUCCAGUUUGGAUUGCAGGCGCAGGAAGUUGAAAAAAUGCGUCAAGAUCGAACAAAAAUGGCUAUGUAUAAUCAACAGUUAGAAAUUGCGCUUCAAAAAGAAUUAGAUCAUCGUGAACAGCACGAGCUAGAACGAAAGCAAAUCUUAGCUAUUCACAGGCAAGUACCAAAGUAUUGGCAUCCAAAUACAUUAGAAGAAGCUUAUCGUGAAUACGAAAUAUCGGCUCAAUCUGAAGAAUUUGAUGUGAUUAAGCUAUUGAUGAAUUCAACAAUAUCAAUGCAUAGAAAUCGAUAUGGAACAGUUAAUGGACGAGAUCCAACGAAAUUUUUAAUAAACAGAAUAUUACGAAUAUAUAAUAGCGAAUUAUGGCAUCUUUAUUGCUUCAAAAAGGUAAGAUAA